Messenger RNA from Chelonia mydas (Green sea turtle), 2699 nucleotides. It is a transcript of the gene NAP1L4, whose product is annotated as nucleosome assembly protein 1 like 4. The record is from RefSeq and is a predicted model, not a curated record. Gene Ontology annotation, molecular function: histone binding; chromatin binding. The coding region runs from base 16 to 1356 and encodes 446 amino acids. Lineage: Eukaryota; Metazoa; Chordata; Testudines; Cheloniidae. Gene Ontology annotation, biological process: nucleosome assembly. Gene Ontology annotation, cellular component: chromatin; nucleus. The transcript is spliced from 16 exons.
CGCCGGAUAGUCAACAUGGCCCGCGUGCAGAGCCGUGGCUGUAGCUCUUUGCGGGCCAAUCGAGGUGGGCUUUACUGUGCGGGUUGCCUGAGCGUCGCCCAAUGGGAAGCGGCCUUCUUGACGGCGGCGCAGCCCGAGAGAGAGAGUCUGCCUGAGAGGAGCUUGAGCGCCGCUGGUGGGGCCGUGAGGAGACGCGACGCCCGGGUGGAUACAAGCAUACAGAUGGCAGAUAACAGUAAAGCAGAAGAUGCUACCUCAGAUUCUGUGGAAGCUGCUAAACAUGCAAGUGAUAAAAAAGAAAAGCUAGCAGAUCAAGUCAUGCAAAAUCCACAAGUCUUGGCAGCACUGCAGGAGCGACUUGACAAUUCCUCUCACACUCCUUCAAGCUAUAUUGAAACGUUACCAAAAGCAGUAAAAAGAAGAAUUGAUGCCUUGAAACAACUCCAGGUGAAGUGUGCCCAUAUAGAAGCUAAAUUUUAUGAAGAAGUUCAUGAUUUAGAGAGAAAAUAUGCAGCCCUCUAUCAACCCCUCUUCGAUAAGAGAAGGGACUUUGUCAUUGGUGAGGCUGAACCUACAGAUGCAGAGUCAGAGUGGCACAGUGAAAAUGAGGAGGAAGAAAAACUAGCUGGAGACCUCAAAAACAAAGUAGUAAUAGAAGAGAAAGAAGCAGCAGCCGCAGCAGAAGAGUCAAAUCCCAAAGGAAUUCCAGACUUCUGGUUUACAAUCUUUAGAAAUGUAGAUAUGCUAAGUGAAUUAGUACAGGAAUAUGAUGAACCAAUCUUAAAACACCUGCAGGAUAUUAAAGUGAAAUUUUCUGAACCUGGACAGCCUAUGUCUUUCUCAUUAGAGUUCUACUUCGAGCCCAAUGACUACUUUACUAAUUCAGUCCUGACAAAAACCUACAAGAUGAAGUCAGAGCCAGACAAGACUGAUCCCUUUUCAUUUGAAGGCCCUGAAAUAGUUGAUUGUGAGGGGUGUACUAUUGAAUGGAAGAAAGGAAAAAAUGUUACAGUUAAAACAAUCAAGAAGAAGCAGAAACACAAGGGUCGAGGCACAGUUCGAACAAUUACCAAACAAGUACCCAAUGACUCUUUUUUUAACUUCUUCAGCCCCAUAAAAGUGUCUGGGGAUGGAGAGUCAUUGGAUGAAGAUUCAGAGUUUACUUUAGCUACAGACUUUGAAAUUGGGCACUUCUUCCGUGAAAGGAUAGUCCCUCGUGCUGUACUUUAUUUCACUGGGGAAGCAAUAGAGGAUGAUGAUAACUUUGAAGAAGGAGAGGAAGGAGAAGAGGAGGAAUUGGAAGGUGAAGAGGAGGGAGAGGAAGAGGAGGAUACAGAGAGUGAUCCUAAGGUGUAAUUUAAGUCUGUUUAUCAUUCAUACAUUUCUAGAAAGAUUCCAGCCAACCUGCUGAGUGCAAACAACAAUAAUAAGGAAAUACCACUUCAGAGUGAUAUUUGAACGACUUGUAACAAAUAUAUUUGGAUACCUGGCCUGCAGUUCAGGAUAUUCCAUUGCUGCAGCACAAUCUUAUUAACAAUGCUUAAAAUUAAUUUGUUUUCAGGUGCAUGAUUUUCACUAACUCUUUUGUUUUCUUAUUUUUUGCUUAACUUGUACAGUGGUAUCUUCACUGCAUUUGGGAAGUAUGAGGUUUAAAUAAAGCACACUCUACAGCCUUUGGUACACUGUAGCUAAAUUAUCUGUAGGCUUUCUGAUGAGCCUUUUGCCCUAUUCAUAGGGAACUAGACCAAACUUAGUCUUUACAUUGUAGUUUGGACUAUCCAUUUUCUGGGUAAACAUUGAAAUUGUGGAAUAGCAUAUGUGCUGAGAAGCUAAACUAAACGAAUUAAAUUUAUGAUAGCUAAAACAAAUACAACAACAUGACUUGACUUUUGCUAGUAGUUCUCCUUCUUUUUUAAUAUAAAAUUUUCCUGCAACCUACAAAUCAGACUAGUGCUUGAGCAGCUUCAAAUGUCAUAUUUAUUAUCUCAGUAAAGCCAAUUAAAUAAAAGUAAUUCUUCAUUAAAGGGGAUGUCAUUUGAGAUUUAUGUAGUUCACUUUCUAUUUAUUUAUUCAUGUUUGUAAGUACUUUGACUGAAUUAGUGCUUUUUUAAUAGUUUUUAAUAUACUUGAAAAUAUUUUCCUGUUUGCAUAAAAUAUGGGUACUUGUACAAGGAAAAUUUUGAUUUGGUCUCUGAAGGUAGUAGACAAAAGAAAUGAACAUGUUUCAAAAUGACAGCUCUUUUGGGGAAAAGCAUACCAUACAGGCCAAAUUACUGCUGUUGAUGGAAAUGAGUUGCAGCCAAAGAACCAGAAAAUUUCCAGUAGUCUUACUGCUUAAUAUCCAGCAUGGGAGGGGCUUUCAUUCUGAACAUAUAAAUUAACAAAAUUUAACUCAGUAAAUCUGAAGUUCUGUUUUACUUGCAACACUCAAAUUACUCUGUUCCACAGUUUCUUGUUUUGUUUAAAACUCUGAAGUCUUCAAAGCUACCUUAUGUUGUUGUGCAGAAUUUCAGGUGCACAUUUCUAGUUUAAGCAUCCAAUGCCAACCUCUGGCAGCAGCUGAAUAGCAGCUGUAUCAACACUGUGACCAGGCAUGUAGAGAGUGCUCCAGCCUUACCUUACACAUUUGUAACUUAAUACGGUGUUUUCAAUUUGUACAGAAUAGUUAAAUAUUCUAUUAAAGUUGUGAAACAUGGAAA